GUUCUCGGGGGAUACACGGGCCACCUAGAAAAGCGCAUAUACCCCGUCAGUUCAUCGAGACUGCGCAUCUUGACUGCGAGAUGAGCUUGCAACUUACCGCAAGGCCUGCCUCAUGCACCCAAGUGGAACUGGCGUGCCAAGGUUGUACUUGGUUCCUGAAGAUGACUUUCACUUUGCCCUCAUACUUCCCGCCUUUGUCGAAGAACGGCCUGAGGACAGACUCGAUUGUCAAAGAGAGUUUAGCACUAAAUGGGCAGACAUAGUCCACUGAUACCGAUACUUUAAGAUACUACUUAACGAUACCGUUUGGCUGAAUAACUCACGGAAGAUGUCAAGGGUGUGAGGUGCAUCAUAGGAACCUGCAAUGACAAGGGCACGGCGAAGGCUUGGUUGGAGAGCCAUAAUUGAUGUCGUGCAAGUUCAAGUGCCUGUGGGAAGAUGUUGAAUGAGUUAGAUAGCUUCGAAGACAAGCGUCCCUGGUUGUUAUUUAGCAUUCAGGCUCCUAUUGCGCUAUAUCUGCCCAGAUAACGCGAAGAAUCGCAAGGAUUGACGAACGCAAUCUCACUCUUGCCAUCCCCGCCGGUCGCUCACCUGUGUAUAAUCCAGAUAUGCUUGGUAGGUUGGAGUAAACGCAGCGUUUGGUGAGAAAUGCACGUUCUAAACCGCUGAAUUUGGAGUCAACUUAGGCGAACUGGAUGAGGAUCGGGAUGGCGACGACGUCAGAACGCGUAGACGCGUUCGUCCCGUGACCCAUACUCUUGUCUUCGACCACCAUCUUGUUUUCUAGAUAUCUCUCUCGGGACUCAACUAUUGACGUAGAACACAUAGCAGGAUGCCACAGAUGAACUUUACGCAGUUCUUACUUGAAAUAGCGGAUGCCCUCCGAACAGAAAAUGGACCGAAACUUGCAGGCUUACUUAAACCCGUGGAGGAACAUGGGAAGUCACUCGUGAAGGAGUUCCGGAAUCCAACUAAACAAUCAUUGUCCAUGUAUGAGGGCAGCAUGGAAAGCCCUUGGGACGAGAUCGCUAUCCAAUACGUCUUGGUUGUAAAUCAUUGUGCAAAACGGCGGGCCAUUGAGGCGUUCAAAGAGGAAUGUCAACUAGUCAGCCUGUUCUUCCGGUACUUCACACAAAACAGCGGCUGGACACUACCUGCGCUAUUCUCGAUUCUUCGCGACUUGAGGGACCUGGCGUUUGACGCUGACCUUGAAGCACGCCACAAAGGUCAAGGAGACACUGCUAACAUGGAGGAAGCUGCACGGAUCAUCAGCAAAGCUUUCUCAAAUUGCAUCACCGACAGGUCAUCACCGUACGCAGAAUCACGGCGGUGGGGCAUUUACUACGUUGUCGGACUGGUGCUGAAAUCGUACUUCCGUGUGAAACGAAUAUCUCUGUCCAAAAAUAUAGUCCGUGCCAUCGACGCCACUCCUGAUAUUCCGCCAUUAUCCGCAUACCCCCGAUCACAUCAAGUAACUUAUAGAUAUUACUUAGGCAUGCUUAACUUCUUGAGCGAAGACUUCUCAAAAGCUGAACAAGAACUCACACUCGCCUUUUAUAAUUGUCACAUUGGUGCCCAUGCCAACCAAGUACGAAUACUGACAUAUCUGAUUCCUCUUCGAGUUCUUCGUGGUCAUCUUCCCUCUCGAGAACUGCUAGACCGAUUUCCUGCGCUAGAUGACCUAUAUUCACCAUUCAUAGCCGCAAUCCGUAAGGGAGAUAUUCGAGCGUACGAUGAAACGCUAGACCGAUUUGAACGAAGAUUGGCGGAGCUGAAUCUGUGGCUGACUAUGGAGAGAGCGAGGGAACUCUGUAUCCGUGGGCUGUUCCGAAGAGUAUGGACAGCUUCCGACAAAGCAACUCGUAUACCUGUGUCUAUGUUUCACACCGCACUUCACAUUGCUGGCUUGGACGUAUCGAUCGAAGAGGCCGAGUGCAUGGUCGCAAAUAUGAUAUACCGAGGGUACAUGCGAGGUUAUAUUUCGCACGAAAAGCAGAUGGUUGUGUUGGCCAACACGAAUGUGUUUCCAAGGCUGGCUGAUCGUCCAAAUCCAUAUGCCCUUGUAUGAUAUGUGGCCGUGCAGGGCGUGGAAGUAUUGUAUGUAACGGUAGUAACGUGCUUCAGUUGUGUACAAUUGACCUGUAUGUAUGCGUGGCUACGGGCUCGCCCAAGAAAUUCCAUUUAACACUCACCUAGCUCGAUUAUCACUAUCGUAUAUCCAUGCAAGGCCGCAUUCGAACACGGUUUCCGUUUCUUCCUCUUUUGUUUUCUGGCCCCUGGUUACUAUUCUUUUCCCAAGAAUAUGCAGCCUCCCACCAUGGCGAGGAACACAAGACCGAUCCAGGGGGGGAGGGCGGCGCUUGUAUUUAUGAGUUAGAAUGGGACUCCGGGGUGAAGGUCUAAUUUACUAGUAGUCGCAAACCGAGCUAGGGUGUCUCCCGGCGAACUGGAACUAAGGGAGAUGGUACUUUUCUCUCAAAGGGCCACUGAAAAAUUGCAGGACUCAACAUAUGUUCAACUAGUUUCUUGGCCUCCACGCACAAAUUUCAAGUUGACACAAAUUAUAGUUUGCGACACCCUACUUACUGAAAUAAGCC
This is a messenger RNA of Somion occarium, 2597 nucleotides long. NCBI's taxonomy places the organism in Eukaryota, Fungi, Basidiomycota, Agaricomycetes, Polyporales, Cerrenaceae. The record is from the annotation of a GenBank genome assembly.